AUGUCUUCCCUUUACGCCAAACUGUCUCCCAAUAGCCGGAAAAUAUUCAAAGUCACCCUCCCCACCUUCCUCCGCCACUCUCUCUACUCCCCCAAACCAUCCCCCGGCCGAAUCAAUACCAAAAUCAAACAUCUCCGCGAAAUCUUCCACCACUUCGACGCCAACCGCGACGGCAAAAUCUCAGCCGACGAGCUGCGAUCCAUCUUCUCGUCCGACGGCAGAGCCGAAGCGUUCACGAAGGAGACCGUGGCCGCAAUCUUACCGGGGCUUGAUAUCGACGGCGACGGGCUCAUCGGGUUCGAUGACUUCGUGGCAAUGAUGACGGCGGAGGAAGAGACCGAGGAGGAGCUCCGGCGAGUUUUUGAGGAAUUUGAAGGGGAGAAAGGGUCGGGGAGGAUAUCGCCGGCGGGUUUGCAGAGGGUUUUACGUCGGCGGCUUGGCGAGGAUCGGACGGUGAAGGAUUGUGAGGCGAUGAUAAGGCCGUUUGAUCUGGAUGGAGAUGGUGUAUUGGAUUUUGGUGAGUUUAAGAUGAUGAUGACGAGUUAAGGUGUUGGGUGAAUUUUUCUUUUUGUAUUUAACAAAAUUUUAAGCUAUUCCGCAUGAAAAU
Molecule: messenger RNA, 607 nt
Organism: Dendrobium catenatum
Lineage: Eukaryota; Viridiplantae; Streptophyta; Magnoliopsida; Asparagales; Orchidaceae
Product: probable calcium-binding protein CML41
Exons: 1
Coding region: 1-546 (181 amino acids)
Molecular function (GO): calcium ion binding; enzyme regulator activity
Source: RefSeq, a predicted model, not a curated record